Molecule: messenger RNA, 4953 nt
Organism: Melitaea cinxia (Glanville fritillary)
Lineage: Eukaryota; Metazoa; Arthropoda; Insecta; Lepidoptera; Nymphalidae
Product: NACHT domain- and WD repeat-containing protein 1
Exons: 30
Coding region: 1-4953 (1650 amino acids)
Molecular function (GO): protein binding
Source: RefSeq, a predicted model, not a curated record
AUGAGCGCUCCGGAGCCUUUAGUGCUUCAAGCGCUACAAGGCUACACGGAUCAGAGUGACAAGUGGCCCGGACCUCGAGCUGUCAAGAUAUUUGUAGCUUCGGUGUAUAAUGAUUUUCAAGAGGAGCGUCGACAAAUACUCGAACUCGUGGGUCCUGAAUUGCAAUCCACUUAUGAUGAUCGAUAUAUCGAGGUUGAGUUUGUGGACAUGCACUACGGGACAGAUGGCGGGGACGAAACGAACCCCGCUCUGCUUCGAUACCAUCUCGAGGAGAUAAAAUGCUGCAAUAACACAUCGAAAGCAGGAUAUUUUCUUUGCUUCAUCGGUGGUGACGCCUCUUCCUACCAACCGGUCCUACCUUCCAAGAUUAAUGCUAAUUUGUUUGAACAAUUAGUCAAAUCGACUUCCGCGCAGACUGCUCUCCUAAACGCUUGUUACAAACAUAAUGACGACGGAACUUACCAUCUUGACGGUGAUGAUCAAUGGUACAGCAACUUACUCGAGCGGACUGAGCAGCGAACGAAUUUAUCGACGGUCCAGAAGGCUUUUAAUAUGUUAGCGCUGGAAGCGCUGGAAGGUGGUGCGGAUGUUACCAAUUUACUUAAAAGUCCUGUCGAGAUACAAUGCGAACUGGCAAUAGAGUUAUUAACUAAUGGAAAGCACCCUAAAGGUUUAAUAGCCGUUUUAAAAGACAUUCCAGAUUUGGAGGCGGAUGACUCUAAAUUAACAGCAUUAGCACAUAAAAGAUUAAAAAGAAUUCAAAAAGAGCUUGAAGACCUUCUACCAGAAACACACGUUGUGAGGCUCGAAGCCAUGUCCGCUGAUUCAUCUCGAACAGAUGGUGCUUCAGAUAAUGAAGAGAAGUUGUCACCCUUCAGAGAAGGUGUGCAAGCUGUAGUAUGUUCGCUGAUCGACGACAGCCUCAGCACUGAGCCUGAUCAGGGCAAAGGAAGAAAAAAGACUGUACAGGAAGUUUUCCUGGAACACAUUACUCAUCUUAGGAUAUGUAUAGAACAUAAUCAACACUAUAAGGUUAAUGUUAAACAAAUCGAAGACGCAGCGAAAAGUAUAUUAAAUAAUGCCAAAGAAAACUACGAAAGUCGAUCUCGACAUCCACCGGUGUUGAUAUAUGGUCCCGAUGCUUCCGGAAAAAGUUCUUUGUUGACUCAUCUGUAUUUCAAGUUUGAGGAAAUUUUUCCGAAACCCGUCUUGAGGAUAAUACGAUUCUCAGCGUCUACGCCGCGUUCGGCCUACAAUCUAGAACUACUGAGAGUAAUGUGCCAACAAAUUUCCAUUAUCUUAAACAUUCCGGAAGGGUAUCUCCCCAAGGAUGCAAGUUUCGACCCGCUGUAUAUAAACAAUUGGUUUCAAAGUUUGUUAAGACGGUGCGAAGACAUGGAAAAUGAAAUCUUGCUCAUUUUUAUCGACAACGUUCAUAGAGUGAAUCCCUUAGAGUGUGAUAUUGUAACAGGAUUAUCCUGGCUUCCUAUGUCGUUACCGAGAAACGUGUUUUUAGUUUGCACAAGUGCGGUAUCUUUGGAAUUACUGCAACUAACCCCAGCUCAAAAAGAAAAGUUUAAAGAUCAGAAUUGUUAUUACUUGUUGGACGCGAUAGAAGAAACUCCUGACAAUAAUAGCUCCGGUGACUACAUUGAUGGUGCUUUUGACAAUUUAGAAGUCGUCUUCGGUUCUAAAGCCUUCAGUAAAUUGGCUGGUUACAUAACUUGUUCCGAGUUCGGUCUUACAGAGCUCGAACUGUUGGAACUUUUGAUGCCAACUAGCAACAGUGAAGCUGUUAUUUCUCUCAAGGACGCCAACUUCAACUUUUCCACUUUAUGUGUUGCUAAAUAUAUUAUGAAAUCAAUAAUAUCGGAGAACGUGGUGUCGGGUAGGAGUACAGUGAGGUGGCGAGCGGCGGCCGCAAGUACGCGCGCUCGUCGCAGGUACGUGCGCGUUCAAAGUGCACUGCGGGACGCGCACUCAGACCUUGCCGCCUUACAUUUCGCUCACUUCCUCAACGAUACUGAUGACACGGAUACAUCUGAAACUCAGGAACCCGGUUGUGUCGAUGACGAAGCGCUGCUAGAUUCUACUCCCUUCCAUUCCGGCAGCAGAACUGCAGCGGCCUUUACACAGAGACACGUAGAGGAAUCUUGGUUACAUCUUCUGCUUGCUGGUGACUUUUCCAAACUGAAGGACCUUACUGUCUGCAAUUUCGACUUCUUACUUGCUGCUGUACAAACAGUUACAAUAUCAUACCUACGCUGUAUUCUCGAGCACGUCCGCUGUUAUAUCCUGGAUCGAGACGUAGAGCUAGUUUACGGCGCUGUCAGGAAAUCAAGUGACAUUCUUACUAGAGAUCCUAUGCAAUUAGGUGCUCAGAUAAUAGCGUGGUUGCGACCAGCGGUGGCACGUCGGGGCGUGCUCGCAACACUUGUGACUGCCGCCAUGGCGUGGUGUGAUGGUUACGACAAGCCUUUGCUGGUACCACUUAAUGGAUGGCUACAUCCACCGAUAGCAUCAACAGUGCGAGUUGUAUCCGUGGGUGGUUCGACCCCUGGCGCUGGAGUGCGCCUGCUACAACUAGCGCCAUCGGGGCAACAUUUGGUACUUGCGCCCUCAGCCGGCGACCCUCAGCUUUGGCAUGUCAUGUCGAACUCAAAAGUUCAUACUUUUAAAGGUCACUCCGGGCGGAUAUUAUGCAUGUGUGUCACGCGCGAAUCUCAGUAUCUACUAACCGGCUCUGAGGAUACUAGCGUCGUUGUAUGGGAUCUACAUACUUUAGCUGUUAAAACUAAGAUAUUAGAACACAUAGCGCCAGUACUAUGUGUGGCAGCUAUUGUGAAUCGUUCCCUGGUCAUCAGCGGCGGAGAAGACUCAGCCGUCAUAGUUACGUCGUUAGUUGAUGGGACUUUGGUAACAAAACUCGAUCACCAUCGCGGGCCAGUAACAGCCGUAAAGGUAAUUCAAGAUGGCGAUAUCUUGGUCACAUGUUCACAAGAUGGCACCGUAUGCACGUGGAAUGUGGACAACUUCACUUUACUCAGCACUGUAUCUGCUGGUGUUCCGAUACACGCUAUGGAAGUUACCGAGGAUAAUGUGUUUCUGGUUACACUUCAAGGAGAGAAUGAACUACAUAUUAGGACAUUUAUAACUGGAACACAUUUACAUGUACUAAAGAGACAUAAAGCUAAGGUGAAAUGUUUCUGCGUUGGGCACGACUCGUCGAGGGCUGCAGUCGGUUGCGCUGAUCAGCGGAUAUACGUCUAUAGCUUACACAGUGCACAGUUACUUCGUACUCUGGCGGCUGCUCAUGAUUUGUCUGCUCUUGCUAUUGCUGACAAAGACCAUUUCCUACUGGCAGCUGGUGGCAACAGAGUUACAAUAUAUUCAUUCCAUACAGAAGAUAACUUAACAAACUUUAGACCAACAAAACAAUUAAAACGACGUCAAACAAAAUCAACUACAAAUAUAACCCUGCUUCAGGCGGAACAAAGUGAGCUGAUACCAAUCAGCUGUUUAGAAGUUUCUCGUGAUGGACAGCUAGCUGCAAGCGGUUGUGCUCGAGGAUUAGUAAGGGUUUGGCAACUGUCCACCCAUCGCCUACAGGCCACCCUCAGCGGGCACAUGGGACACAUAACAUGCGUCACCUUCAGUCCAAAUAACCUCUUAGUGCUAAGUGGCUCUGAGGAUAGGACAGUGGUUGUUUGGCAAUUAGCUGAUAAUUCUCCAUCUUUGACGUAUAAGGGUCACCAAUCCGCCCUGCAAGUGUUGUUAAUGAUGUCGGACGGUCGGCGCGCGUUGUCUGGUGACCGCACGCGUCGCGUUCACAUCUGGCUCGUCGACUCUGGCAUCGUAUUGCACUCCGCAACUUGCCCCAACGCCAGCAUCGAUGUCACCCUCAAUAUGAAGUUUGCGGUAUUAUCAGAUGGAGACAAUUGUGUCCGUAUUUGGGCUCUAGCGGAAGGGGACAGUGGAGAGGAAAAGCGCUCCGUUUCACACGCGGAACGUAUCACAUGCUUCGCGCUGACAGCUGACUCAAAACAUAUCGUCACAGGGUCUAUGGACAUGUCUCUUAAAGUUUGGCAACUUGAUGGCGGCAAACUGUCACAGGUUCUUGUAGGCCACUCAGACAUAGUAACAUGUGUGGCCGUAUCCAUAACGAACAAAACUCAAGUCGUUUCUGGAUCCUGGGAUUACAAUCUGAUCGUUUGGGAUAUUAAUACUGGAUCAGACGUGCACCUGCUAUCGGGUCAUGUAGGAAAAGUUACCUGUGUAAAGGUAACUGGUGAUGGCUCUAUUGCUGUCUCUGGUGCUGAAGACAAGACCCUUAUAAUUUGGGAAACGAAACGAGGCCUAGCGCUCACGUCGCUCUCUCUUCACGUUCCCCUGUUGGGUUUCCAGAUCACUAGCGAUUGUUCCCGCAUUGUUGUACAUCUGUUAGAUAGAGGUUGCUUGCCAAUCAUAUGCCUCCACAACACACCCGCAACUUACGUCAAAAUUCCCACCUACGCCGCGCCCACCAAAGACGUUGAUGAAUUACGACCAUUGGCACCUAAACGACCAAUGAGGAGACUUCUCAAGAAGGAAGUAUCUCUAGACACGUAUACCUGGCAAAAGAAAUACGGACAUCUGACAUCUGCAGCUAUGAUGGCACAAGUUGAUGAACGUUUGAAGAGGCGAUUUUCUGUAUCUGCCUCGAUGGAAGAGAUAUCAAAGAUUCAAGAGGCGAAAAAUAAGGAUUUGGGUUCUCAGGUGAGUCUGGGCCCUGAACAGGCAGCGAUUGCACAAUCACAACACUUUGAUCAAUUAGAAGCCCUAUGGAAUAAAAUAUCACCUCCGAGGCGACGAUCGAACAAGUCUCUAUCCAAACAAAGUUCUCUGAUUGAGAGAGUCGACUCCUCUGAUGAAGAUCACACUCCAGUGGAAGAACAGGAACAUAUGGUGGAGUAA